AUGCUGAGUACAGUAUUCUUGCUCAACCUUGUACAUGCCUAUUUUUGUUCUUGUCCUCCAGAGGCGAAGGAGAAGUCUAACGGCUAUGGAGCACUUUUGGAAGGGGAUGAAGUGGAUGCCACCACUGAGGACUGGCUGCAUUCCAGCGAUGAAGAUAAUGAGGAAGAGGGCAGAACAGAUGGGACAAGGCCUGAAUCUUCAAGCCUUGACUGCAGUGGCUCUAGGCCUUUGUUGCAAGACUUUGAUGAAGAUGAAGAUCAAGAGGCAGGGACUUCAGAAAACCUUCCGAUGUCCUCUGACUCACCACCAAGUGCUGUCCAAGAGUCCUCAAUGAUUACCCAGCCAUCACAGGGUGUAACACGAAACCACUUGCCCCCUGCCAGCAAUCCUGAUCCUGAUAUUUUCUCCAUAGCACCCUUUAGGGCAACUCAAGAAGCAGUUAGUGAUGUGGACGUCUUUGCAAAUGCUCCAUUUCCACGUCCGUCAACUCAACCUCAACAAGCAGACAUCUUCCUUCAAGCGCCUUUCGGAAUGAGAAAGAAAACAGAGGGAAUGGUGUACGCUCAUCCAGUCCAACAACCUGGGUUACAACCAGCUCAGAAGGUUCCAUCUUAUCAUGGAAGCCACGAACAGAGCGUCCUUGACCAAGUGGCACCUCUGCCCUUUCGACCGCAGGCUUUAGCAAAAUACUCCAGACAUUAUGAAGGACCAGAUGUUACUACCGAUGAUCCGUUUGUUGCUGCACCCUUUCGUUUGAAAGGUCCUCAGGAAAAGCACUAAGGCUGAACCAAGACAAUGCAUUCUCACUCCUACAGCUGGGCUUAACCAUGCAAGAUUGCACACAAUUUCAUUUUUAGACUUUCUUAAUAGACGCAGCAUGGUUUUUGGGUACCUUGAAGUACCUUGAAAAUGCGCCCACAUAACAGCUGGCAAGAAUGAAGCACAUAGAUGCCUUCAAGUGGCUCUACCUUGAUUAAACAGCCUCACUUUAUGCAUUGUGGAUAAAUCAGGAUCAUCAAAUCUGUUCUAUGCCUACCUCAGUUCAUAUGCUGAAAAUAAGUCGCCUUUAUCUUGGCACCCUGUAUAAUUAGAAUAUGAAUGAAACAAAUGUUGUU
This is a messenger RNA of Trichomycterus rosablanca, 1115 nucleotides long. RefSeq lists its product as uncharacterized. The record is from RefSeq and is a predicted model, not a curated record. NCBI's taxonomy places the organism in Eukaryota, Metazoa, Chordata, Actinopteri, Siluriformes, Trichomycteridae. Bases 1 to 780 code for a protein of 259 amino acids. The transcript is spliced from 2 exons.